AUGAGAAAGGAGCUCAAUGAUACUAGGACAGCUAUACAGGAAAUAAACAGCCUAAAACAGAAGGUCGAAGCACUUUCAUCUGAUAUCUUGGCCUGCAUCAGUGAAAAUCAGUUGCUGAAAAAUAAAAUAGCUCUACUGGAAAAGAAUGAAGAAAGUAGAGAGAGAAGGGAACGAAGCAAAAACAUAAUAAUCAGUGGAAUCGACGAAGAAAUAUCAUCUUGCGAUAACCUAAAAGACUGGCUAACUAACGAACUAAAUGUGGAUGCUAAAGUCGACAAAGUAGUCACAAUCAAAACAACAUCAAGGAGGCAAACAAUUCUAGCCACCCUGGGCAACAUGGAAGACAAAAACAAAGCAAAUAUAUACCAAGCCGAGCUACAAAACGCCACCCUCCAAAUACCGUCCGACGCCACGAUCACCGAGCUCGACGCAACUCUAGCUAGCACCAUUGUUAAAGCAGCUCAAAACGUUCGAAAGAAACGACAAACCCUGAAAAAAAAAGACUUCUUGAAACGACUUCAGGACGACCUUCUCAGAGCUAACGACACGAAAACAUUCUGGAAGAUAAUAGGUAAAUUCCGUAGGAAACCUUUCACGCAGUGUCCAACUACUGCCAAAACCUGGGAGGAAUUCUAUACUACCAACAACCUUAUAACACCUAUGGCUGACGUGAAUUUAGCAAGCCAGGACGUCGUCGAGCUCGAUAGCUAUAUAUCCUGCCAAGAAAUUACGCAGGUAUUGAAGAACCUGAAAGCCGGCAAAAGCCCAGUGCCAGAUGGUAUAGAAAACAACUUCUAUAAACAUCUCAUACCUAACAUGAUCGAAGCAGUGACGGAGCUAUUCAACCGGGGCAGUCAGGUUUCCGCCGAAAGAGAAGCUGCAAAGACAACGUCUUCACACUUAACGCUAAAGUCUCAGUGGCCCUCAGUAAAACGGAGAAGACUACUCGCCACAUUUGUGGACUACAAACGCGCCUUCGAUGAAGUAGAUCACCAAGUACUCUGGCAGCAGCUCGACUAUGCGGGCGUGAGCACUCGCCUCAUUAAGGUACUUAGCAAUUUCUACGGCAAUGCAAAAACUGGGGUACGAAUUAGCAGUGAUGAGAAAACUAAAAGUAGCAGCAUUACACAAGGCGUUCUCCAAGGAGACCCUCUCAGCCCGAUACUGUUCAUUCUCCUACUUCACGACAUGGCAACUUUCUUCAGAAGCAGAGAGCACAUAAACGUGGAAAAGAAGAUGGAACUACUCCUAUUCGCCGACGACGGACUCCUGUUAUCAGAUGACAUAGUCGACAUGCAGUAUAAGCUGAACACUCUCGCUGAAUACGACGAGUUAAACAAAAUGACACUGAACACGGAGAAGACUAAAGUCAUGAUAUUUAGUAAAGGAGGACGACCACCGAAGCUACGCACCCUGAGAUACCGAGGGCUGUCACUCGAAAUAGUCAAAAAAUACGUAUACCUGGGAGUUCCAUUCACCCCAAGCGGCUUCUUCAACCACGCACUAGAUCACUUCACCACAAGAGCGAAAUUAGUAAACAGUUGA
This is a messenger RNA of Diachasma alloeum, 1545 nucleotides long. RefSeq lists its product as uncharacterized. The record is from RefSeq and is a predicted model, not a curated record. Lineage: Eukaryota; Metazoa; Arthropoda; Insecta; Hymenoptera; Braconidae. The coding region runs from base 1 to 1545 and encodes 514 amino acids. The transcript is spliced from 4 exons.